CUCUGUAGAAGCUUUGUUCUUUCCCUCUUCACAAUACAUCUUGCUGCUCCUCACUCUUUGGGUCCGCACUGCCUUUAAGAGCUGUAACACUCACCGCCAAGGUCUGCAACUUCACUCCUGAGGACAGCGAGACCACAAAGCAACUGGAAGGAACUAACAACUCCAGAUGCACUGCCUUUAAGAGCUGUUAACAGUUACUGCGAAGGUCUGCAACUUCACUCCUGAAGCCAGCAAGACCACGAACCCACCAGGAGGAAUGAACAACUCUGGAUAGGAGGAACGAACAACUCUGAACACACCAUCUUUAAGAACUGUAACAUUCACCACAAGCGUCCGCAGCUUCAUUCUUGAAGUCAGUGAGAGCAAGAACCCACCAAUUCCAGACACAGAAGCAGGCCUGAUUCAGCAGGAAGCACCGCAGACACCAACCACCAUGCUGCCAGCAGUGGCCCGGGGCCACCUGGGCUGGUUUCAUCCCUGUGCUAGGCUUUCUGUGAGGAUGAGCAGCACUGGGAUAGACCGGAAGGGCAUCCUAGCUGAACGGGUAGCCAUGGUCACAGGGUCUACCAGUGGGAUCGGCUUUGCCAUCGCCCGGCGUCUGGCCCAGGACGGGGCCCACGUGGUUAUCAGCAGCCGGAAGCAGCAGAACGUGGACAGGGCUGUGGCCCAGCUGCAGAGGGAGGGACUGAGCAUGGCGGGCACUGUGUGCCACGUGGGGAAGGCUGAGGACCGGGAGCGGCUGGUGGCCACAGCCCUGGAACACUGUGGGGCCGUCGACUUCCUGGUGUGCUGUGCAGGGGUCAACCCUCUGGUGGGGAGCGUGCUGGGGACCAGUGAGCAGAUCUGGGACAAGAUCCUAAAUGUGAACGUGAAGUCCCCAGCCCUGCUGCUGAGCCAGUUGCUGCCCUACAUGGAGAAGAGGAAGGGUGCUGUCACCCUGGUCUCUUCCAUUGCAGCUUAUUUUCCAGCAGCGGAGCUAGGUGUCUACAAUGUUAGCAAGACAGCGCUGCUGGCUCUCACUAGAACACUGGCAUUGGAGCUGGCCCCCAAGGACAUCCGGGUAAACUGCCUGGUUCCAGGAAUAAUCAAGACUGACUUCAGCAAAGUGUUACGUGGGAAUGAGUCUGUCUGCAAGUACCUCAGGGAGCAUCAUCAGAUGCAGAGAUUUGGGGAGCCGGAGGACUGUGCAGGAAUUGUGUCCUUUCUGUGCUCUCCAGAUGCCAGCUACAUCACCGGGGAGAACAUCGCAGUGGCAGGCUUCUCCUCUCGGCUCUGAGGGGAGUGGGGGUGGCUGUGCAGCUGAGAUCCCAGGCCCAGGAGCCUGAGGGGGUGUCUAGGUGAUUCUUUGGAUCUGGAGACAGGGUCUGCCAUUCUGCCAGACUAGAAAUUUGGGGACUUAUUCAUGCUAGGCUCGGGGGAGAAGAAAAACCCUUCAGUAUUCUCCUUAGGACUUAUCUGCAUGACUGUUGUAGAUUUGGCUGAUCCAAUCAACAUGUGGGGUUCUCGGUGUGGGGCCGGGGAGCUGAAGGAUUUUAUGGAGCUGUUGCUUUGGAGAAACCUUAAGGGAAAGAAGUAGAAGCUCAGGCCUCUGAAGGAUCUCAGCUCCUCCUCUCUCUAAUUUGUGCUUUAAGCAUCUUUUUUUCCCUAAAAUAAACUCAAAUUUAUCCUCAA
Molecule: messenger RNA, 1671 nt
Organism: Piliocolobus tephrosceles (Ugandan red Colobus)
Lineage: Eukaryota; Metazoa; Chordata; Mammalia; Primates; Cercopithecidae
Product: dehydrogenase/reductase SDR family member 2, mitochondrial
Exons: 9
Coding region: 434-1276 (280 amino acids)
Molecular function (GO): carbonyl reductase (NADPH) activity
Source: RefSeq, a predicted model, not a curated record